UACGAGGCGCUCCUACUUGGGCUGCAACUCCUGGCCGGCCUUCCUGCUGCACGGCGCGCGGGCGGAGGCACGGCUUGGCGGGAAGGCGAGAAGAGCGUGCGGAGCCUCCGGUGCUGGCGGCGACAACGAGUGGGAGCCCGGGUCCGGCCGCAGCACGCGGAACUGAGCUGAAGGUGGCGGGGCCCGGCGGAGCCGCGAUGAAGCCGAGCAGCGAGGAGGAGGAGGAGGCGGUCCGGGGCGUGGGCCCCUGGGACGAGUGCUUCGAAGUGGCGGUGCAGUUGGCGCUGCGAGCGGGACAGAUCAUCAGAAAAGCCCUCACUGAGGAAAAGCAGGUCUCGACAAAAACUUCCGCGGCAGAUCUCGUGACAGAGACAGAUCACCGUGUAGAAGACUUAAUAGUUUCUGAGUUGCGAAAGCGGUUUCCUUCACACAGGUUCAUUGCAGAAGAGGCCACAGCCUCAGGGGCCAAGUGUGUGCUCACCCACAGCCCAACCUGGAUCAUCGACCCCAUCGACGGCACCUGCAACUUUGUCCACAGAUUCCCUACCGUGGCAGUCAGCAUCGGAUUUGCUGUUCACCAGGAGCUGGAAUUCGGAGUGAUUCACCACUGCACGGAGGAACGGCUGUACACCGGCAGGCGGGGCCAGGGCGCCUUUUGCAAUGGCCAGCGGCUCCAGGUCUCCAGGGAGACAGAUCUCGCAAAGGCCUUGGUUCUGACAGAAAUUGGACCCAAACGUGACCCCGAUACUCUGAAAGUUUUCCUGAGCAACAUGGAGCGGCUGCUGCACGCCAAGGCACAUGGGGUCCGAGUGAUUGGAAGCUCCACCUUGGCACUCUGUUACCUGGCCUCAGGCGCCGCCGAUGCCUAUUACCAGUUUGGCCUUCACUGCUGGGACCUGGCAGCUGCCACAGUCAUCAUUAGAGAAGCCGGCGGCAUUGUGAUAGACACCUCAGGUGGACCCCUUGACCUCAUGUCUUGUAGAGUCGUGGCUGCUGGCACCAGAGAGAUGGCCGCGCUCAUCGCCCAGGCCUUACAAACGAUUAACUACGGACGGGAUGAUGAGAAGUGAGGCACACGCAGAAUGAGGCACAGAGGCUGACAACAUCCAGCAGCUCCCUGGGAAAGAGCUGUCCCCGUGGCAAGGGCUCCAUGACAAAAGUCUACCGUAGCUCUUGCUGGGACUCGGUGCUUUAGCUGGUUUCUCUCUAAUCUAAUAUAGCCUUUUUCAGGCCGGUACAUGUUCUUUCAUCAGAGCCAAACCCAAAUCUCUUGUGAGGUGUGUAUUAGUCAUUCAGUCUUGAUUGUUUUUCCAGAAUGUAAAUCUCAGGUAAUAAAGCUUUAGAACUUGCUCUCAGGCCCUCCCCGCGCCCAUGGUAAUACAGAAUGCAAUAAAUCAGAAUUAUACUUCCAAAGUUGGUUCCCCUCCAGCCUCUGGUUCUCAGGCUGCCUGAACCCCCACGCUGUGCAGACAAGUCUGUUACUGACGUCACCCCACAGGUCAGUGCUGUGGCUCAGCUUGUAUGUCUGGUGCCCCAACCAUGGCAACAAUGAAAACAUUUCCCCUAAGUAUCAGUCUCCUGAUCUACAGGCUCUAUUUAAUUGUGCAUAUAAAUCACCUUCCAUUUUUUUAUACUGCCUUUAGUGGACCUUCGGAGAGUAAGUAUACUGUAUAAAUUAAAAUGAUGUAUACAGAACCUUUAUUAAAGCCUGACUGUAUCGAAAAGGGAAAAUGAGAAACUGAAAAACAAUAGUAAAAUAUUUUGUGACAAACAUUCUUUUAAA
Messenger RNA from Onychomys torridus (southern grasshopper mouse), 1783 nucleotides. RefSeq names its product inositol monophosphatase 2 (gene Impa2). Gene Ontology annotation, molecular function: inositol monophosphate 1-phosphatase activity. The coding region runs from base 198 to 1070 and encodes 290 amino acids. Lineage: Eukaryota; Metazoa; Chordata; Mammalia; Rodentia; Cricetidae. The record is from RefSeq and is a predicted model, not a curated record. Gene Ontology annotation, biological process: phosphatidylinositol phosphate biosynthetic process; inositol metabolic process; signal transduction. The transcript is spliced from 8 exons.